AUGCCGAAAAUGACCAUGACUAAGGCAUCCAAAGGGAAUGCCAAACUGCUGUCUGUCAAGGUCACCACAAUGGAUGCAGAAUUGGAAUUUAAGAUUGAGCCCAAAACAACUGGCAAGGAACUCUUUGACUUAGUUGGAAGAACGAUUGGCCUGAGAGAAACUUGGUACUUUGGGCUGCAGUACGUUGAUUCCAAAGGUUAUGUAGCUUGGCUGAAGUUUGAUAAAAAGGUGCUGGAUCAAGGCAUACCAAAGGAAUCUCAGAUUCACUUCACUUUCUUGGUCAAGUUUUAUCCCGAAGAUGUUUCCGAGGAGCUGGUUCAGGAGAUAACACAACAUCUGUUCUUUUUGCAGGUAAAACAGUCAAUUCUGAACAUGGAUAUCUACUGCCCCCCAGAAACUUCUGUCUUGCUGGCUGCUUUUGCUGUGCAGGCCAAGUAUGGAGAUUAUGAUCAGGCCACAUACCAACCUGGCAUGCUGGCUUCUGAUGACCUGCUUCCACAGAGAGUCCUUGAUCAGUAUCAGAUGACACCAGACAUGUGGGAGGAGAAAAUUAAAUUCUGGUAUGCUAAAAGACGGGAUAUGACAAGUGAUGAGGCUGAAAUUGAAUAUCUGAAGAUAGCUCAAGAUCUGGAGAUGUAUGGAGUCAAUUACUUUCAGAUAAAAAAUAAAAAGAACACAGACUUAUGGAUUGGUGUGGAUGCAAGAGGGAUAAAUGUUUAUGACAGAGAUAACAGGCUGGCCCCAAAAGUUGCAUUUCCCUGGAGCGAAAUCAAAAAUAUAUCAUUCAAAGACAAAAAGUUUACCAUAAAAAAUGUUGGGAAAAAGGAGCCAGAUUUUGUCUUCUAUGCACCCAAACCAAGAAUCAAUGAGCUGGUAA
Messenger RNA from Candidula unifasciata, 877 nucleotides. NCBI's taxonomy places the organism in Eukaryota, Metazoa, Mollusca, Gastropoda, Stylommatophora, Geomitridae. The record is from the annotation of a GenBank genome assembly.